This is a messenger RNA of Naegleria lovaniensis, 864 nucleotides long. RefSeq lists its product as uncharacterized. Gene Ontology annotation, cellular component: mitochondrial inner membrane. The coding region runs from base 1 to 864 and encodes 287 amino acids. The record is from RefSeq and is a predicted model, not a curated record. Gene Ontology annotation, biological process: mitochondrial ATP transmembrane transport; mitochondrial ADP transmembrane transport. Gene Ontology annotation, molecular function: ATP:ADP antiporter activity. The transcript has 2 exons. NCBI's taxonomy places the organism in Eukaryota, Heterolobosea, Eutetramitea, Acrasida, Naegleriidae.
AUGGCUCAACAACAAUCACCAAAACAACAACUGAACUCGACCUCUGUUUACACCUUCCUAAUCUUUGGGAGAGGUGAAAUUCCACCUUAUAAGGGAAUUAUAGAUUGUUUCAUUCGUGUCUCACGUGAAGAAGGUAUUCUCUCGUUCUGGAAUGGUAACUUUACCAAUGUAAUUCGUUAUUUUCCAACUCAAGCAUUCAAUUUUGCAUUCAAAGAUUCCAUCAAACAACUCUUCCCCAAGUUCAAUCCCAAAGAAGAGUUUGGUAAAUAUUUCCUCGUUCAAAUGGCUUCGGGAGCUAUGGCUGGAGCAGGUUCCUUAUGUAUUGUCUAUCCUCUCGAUUACGCCAGAACUCGUUUGGCAGCUGACACUGGCAAGGUCAAAACUUUCAAUGGUUUGACCGAUUGUCUCGUAAAAACAGCGAAAGGACCUUCAGGAUUUUUAGGUCUCUAUCGUGGAUUUGGAGUCUCUCUCGCUGGUAUCAUUCCUUACCGUGGUGUGUAUUUUGGCUUGUAUGACUCCUUCCGAGAAAUGAAUCCCUAUAAGAAUGAUUAUGGAAUGAAAGGUGUCGUUUCGAAAUUCAUGGUUGCCCAAGCGACUGCACUCGCUGCUGGAUAUGCUUCUUAUCCAUUCGAUACUGUUCGAAGAAGACUUCAAAUGCAAGCAGAGAAGCCACGUGAUCAAUGGUUGUAUGAAGGAACGACGGAUUGUUUCAAGAAAAUUGCAAGACAAGAAGGGUUCCAUGCAUUCUUUGAUGGAGCAGCAGCCAAUGCUUUCAGAACUAUUGGAUCUGCCUUGGUAUUGGUCAUGUAUGAUCAAAUGCAGGGAUUUUUUGGUGUGAAUCUUGGAAGUUCCGGAAGUGAAUAA